AUGGGCCGUGCCCUCAUCUGCGUCGUCUUCUUUGCAAUGUGGCUGGCGCUCCUGCUCUACACGCAGGGCGGCUCCAUCUCUGUUGUUGCUGGCACUUCGCGAGACAUCUUCAUUCCACUGGUGGAGAGCAGGGAAGACUCCCAUGAAUCCCCGAACUUGCUGCAAAGCUACGCGAAGAUGGAUUCUGCGGACGCGUCCACGCCUGAGAUGUUGCCGCAGAGCUCGGAGGUUUUAGUUCCUGUGGUUCCUGUGGCUCCUGCGCCCGUGGCAAGCAAGCCGAUGAAGCCAAGAGGCCCGGAAGCACUGCCAGCCCAGCCGGCGAGACCUGCGAAGCCUGGCAAGUCAAGACUUGCCUAUGCAAGAUUUCCUAAAACUGGAAGCCGAUAUGCGAUCUCACACUUCCGAAGGGCCGUUCAAGAGCUUGCGGUCAUCCCGGAGCACCAGGCGGUAAAGGCCGUGGGCGUUGCAGCCAACGAGUUUCUGCUCGGGUCUGUGCGAAAUCCUUGCACAAGCUAUCUGAGUCUCUGGGCUUUCCAGUCCGAGGCCCAAAGGCGCGCUGGGGUGAUGGCGGACUUGCGCAAGAGGGACCCUGAGGCGUUCCUCAGGCUGAGGGGCCAGAAUGCCGCUGAUGGCUUCACCGGCCCAGAGGACGUCCGCCGGUUCCGCAACUGGAUCCGCUUCAUGAGCCACCCAGAAUACCCCAAAGUUAAGCUGGGUCUGCUCUCCGGCCGCUUCCAUGGAAAGUAUCUUUCAAGGGACCCGGACAUGGACAUGCGCGACAACGCCUUUCUGGUUCGAGGCCUGAGUGGAGAGGCGGCGGCGGAAACUGCCGAGGCGAUCCGUGCUGCAAGCGUUUCGGAGCUGGCAGACUGCUGGUUGCACACGGAGUCCUUGGAGUCCGACAUCAAGCGCUGUCUCAGGAACUUCGAAGGCUUGGGGGGCAAGGCCCGAGCCUUUUCUCUGGUGCAGUGGUCUCGACUUGGAGCUGAUAACGGGCAGCAUGGCACGUCCAAGCACGGGGGCUGCGAGAUCUUCUUCGACGAAGCCACUGCCACUUGGGCCCAGGCGAAGCUUGUCUAUGAGCUCGACGGACCUCUGUUCGAGAAGUUUGGCUAUGACACUUGCUGUGGCCAUGCGAUCCCUCCAGCUUCUACAGUGUCUUGUUUCUGUUUCUUGCUGCAGUGGUGGGGGUGGUGUCGAUUAGCCACAGAAGUUUGUGGGCAGCGCUUUCCGCAGUGUCACACGGUGCCAACUUUAGGCUCAAGCAUUCCUUCAGUCCGCUUUCCUGCCUGCAUCAGUCCCGGAACGAUGUCGCAGCAAACUUCGGUGUCGGCAUUCCUCAUCUCUCGCAUCCAGGAGCUGGGGGUGCAGCAUGUCUUCGGAAUCCCAGGAGACUAUGUGCUGCCCUUUUUUGAUGAGCUGAUCAAAGAGGGAAGCCCGGUCAAACAUGUCGGCACCUGCAACGAGCUCAAUGCUGCUUACCUCGCAGACGGGUACAGCCGUGUGAAAGGGUUUGGGGUUGCCGCUGUGACCUAUGGACCCGGUGCCUUCAACGCUGUCAAUGCCGUGGCAGGGGCAUACGAUGCUCAUGUCCCGCUGCUCCUGAUUUCGGGGGCGCCUCAGACAGCGAGAUAUCGCCAAGGCAACAAGCUGCUUCUGCAUCAUGCUGUCGGCAGUGACUUGGAUGCCACCAUACGCGUUUUUACACCCAUCACUGCUGCUGCAGCUCGCAUUGACGCAGUGGAGGAGGCCAUUCCAACAGUCGACUGGCUGCUGCGGGUUGCCCUCGACCAGAAGAGGCCAGUCUACCUGGAGAUCCCCUUCGACAUGCAGAAGGCACAAAUCCAAGUACCAGAUCCCUUGAACUACCAGCCGCCGUGCAGUGACGAGCAAGCCCUUCACAGAGUGGUGGAGCAAGUUGCACGUGUGGUGAACAGCGCGGGGAAGGUGGGUGUGUUGGUUGGCGUGUUCAUCGACAGGGAGGGCCUGCAACAGGUUGCGGAGGACAUGUUGAGCGCCACCAAGCUCCCAUUCGCCACUACGUUUGACCAAAAGGCUGGCUACCUAGAGUACCUCCCAAACUGCCUUGGCUUCUAUCAGGGAGGCAUUUCUGCGCAGGCGGUGCGCGAUGCCACCGAAGGUGCCGACAUCCUCUUGACUCUCGGGAUGCCGCGGACAGAGUUCACUCUGGGCUUUCUUACGCACGACUUCAAGGAGGACCGCAUGAUCGAGCUCGGCUACGAUGCUGUCAACUUGCAGGGGGAAGUGGUGCAUGGCGUUUACCUUCGGCAGCUGUUGCCACUCCUGGCACAAAAGAUCAUCCCACGUGCUGAGGAGCUGGUGGAGGACUCGUUUCCUUUCACUUACACGAAGCACCGGGCAGGUCCAGAGGACCGGCCGCUGACUGUGGACUUCAUGUACCCUGAGCUCGCUCACUUUGUGCAGGAAGGCGACAUUGUUACCGGCAACACGGGCGGCUACAUCAACUUGUCCAGAAUGCGCAUGAAGAAGGGCAACACCACGGCCGGUCCCACCAACUGGGCGUCCUUGGGGAACGUGUUCCCAAUUUCCGUUGGCAUGGCUUUUGCUGCACCUGAGCGUCGCAUCGUUUGCCUUGAGGGCGAUGGAUCCUUUCAAAUGACUGGUAUGGAGCUCGGCACCGUGCUGCGACACAAUCUCAACUUCCUCCUCAUCAUCCUGAACAAUGCGGGGUAUACGGCAGAGCGUGCCAUCCAUCCGGAGCGGGACGACUCCUACAACGACAUUCAAGUGUGGAACUACCACUUGCUGCCUGAGGCACUGGGUGGCAGGCCAGGUUCAAACGGCGUCGACGUGCUCACGGAGUCUCAGUUCACUGAGGCCCUAGCCGCUUACGAGUUCGGUAAGGGCUUGCACGUGGUGAAUGCAAGGCUGGACAAGAUGGACAUCCCCAGCUUCUUCCGUGAGAUGAGUGACAUGCUGCGCCACUGA
This is a messenger RNA of Symbiodinium natans, 2970 nucleotides long. NCBI's taxonomy places the organism in Eukaryota, Dinophyceae, Suessiales, Symbiodiniaceae. The record is from the annotation of a GenBank genome assembly.